UUGUGUUUGCCUGACAACCAACAAACCAUUCACUUUAUAUUUUGCUUCACGAGGCACGGCAACAGUACACGAAAGCAGCUAAGCGGUAGACAGAAAUAUUAUUUUAGAAUAACCAGAAAAAAAUGGCUACUCAAGUUAAACCGGCCACACGAUUUGCUCCAUCAGAUUGGUUUACAUCAAACUACACCAUUUCUACCAAUGCUGAACGCCAGAGAGAAUCUUCACACCAAGUACGACAGGAGUCUAGAUUCCUCCGUAAUGAAACCGACAACAGAACCAAAUGGGACCAACAUGAUAAUAACACUAGGUUAUCUGAUCGAGUAGAUGAUAUAAGAAAAUGGAAGGAAAUUUUAGAAAAAUGUUUGGCUGAUUUAGAUAAGGAAAUUGCUGAUCUGUCAGAAUCUAAAGAGCAAACUGAGCUCGCUUUGGAAGCCAAGAAUGUUCCCACAGAUGUUGCAAUUGAGUGCCUAACAAUCCGUGAAGGAAGGCAGGCUAUUGAUUUAGUAUCAGAUGAAGUGGAAGCACAAUUACACAAGGAAGUAGAAGUCAUUGAUGGCAUUAAAAAGCAGUUGCAGCAAAAAUGCUCUGAGGCAUUUGAACAGCUCUGCUUGCUGCAAGAGGCUCGCCAGCAGAUCAUCAUGGAUCUUCAAGACAAGAACAUUGCCCUUGGAAUUGAUGUAGACCAAUACAACCUGACUGAAAGAUCUCCACUCAUCAGCUUCAAACCAGAUCCUACUAGGGUACCAAAGGGGAGUGUGACUCCUCAAAACUGGGAAGACUUCAGCCGUUACAACAAAGAACGUGCUGAGGCAGAAAUGAAUGCUUCCACCCGUCUUCGUGAAGCCAUACACCAUACCCUGCAGCAGACAGCUAAUGAUCUGGAGGCUCAGCGUCUGGCUACAGAGUAUGCUUACAGGAAGAGAAUCCACGAGACUGAGAGGGCCAAGGGAGAACUUGAGUGGCAGAAGCAAAAUACUGAAGAAGAGAUUGCCCAGCUUGAGGAGGAUAUCCGAGGUAUCGAGCGAGCUAUUCGUGACAAGAUCAACCCUAUGAAACUUGCACAGACACGACUAGAGAACAGAACUUACAGACCUAAUGUUGAGCUCUGCCGUGACCAUGUGCAAUAUGGGCUGACUGACGAAGUAAAACAGCUGGAAGCCACAAAGAAAGGACUAGAAGAGAAGCUCAGACAGGCUAAACAUGCAUUGGAUGGACUUGAGCAGAACCUUCACAGGAUUAAUGAAGACCUUGCUUGUAAAAUUAAUUCUCUUAUGUUGGACAACCGUUGCAUGGAUACUCGCAAGAAGCUGACCAUCCGUCCCUUUUCUUCCACAGACAGAAACAUAAGUUUGACAGGAAUUGAGCGCGAGAGGACGCAAGUUUUGGCAUAAACUUUAGAAGUGACAUUUUAAAAAUGCAGAUUUUCAUCAAAACUAUCUCUGGACUGGACUUUUUUUCCCCCGACAUACUGGCAGUACUAGCUGGUUCAAAAAUCUUGAACACAUUCAACAUUUAAAUCUUUCAUCUUUUGCUCACCCAAAAUAUUUUGCUUUAUAUGUGAAAAAAAAGGAUGUCUCAUUUAUAGAAAACCAUACAGUUUAAAAUGGAUUUUGGAGACCCAUUAUUGUUUUGAUUGCUCAAGCUUUUAAAUUAUUUUAGACAAGUAUAUCAUCACCUUUCAAUUAGUUAAAUACAUUUCUGUCCAUUGUUGGUCAAGAUCGUGAAAAUAAUUGAUAUUGUAAAUAAAAUUGUGUAGUAAGAUUGAAGCUGUAAGCUGUAACAGUGCACCAUUUCAUAUAAGUAUUUGUAAAUAAAAACCAUUUUAUCAUCAAACA
This is a messenger RNA of Lingula anatina, 1835 nucleotides long. Its product is annotated as tektin-2-like. NCBI's taxonomy places the organism in Eukaryota, Metazoa, Brachiopoda, Lingulata, Lingulida, Lingulidae. Gene Ontology annotation, cellular component: microtubule cytoskeleton; nucleus. The record is from RefSeq and is a predicted model, not a curated record. Gene Ontology annotation, biological process: cilium movement involved in cell motility; cilium assembly.